CAUUGACAGUCAUUUGACAUUUGUCCGUUUGGGCUAGUGUGCGUUUUGUUCAUAUAUUCGACCAACUUCAGUGCAAAAGUCACGUUGAGACUCUCUUUCCGCUUUGAAAACUGACAGGCGAACACAUAUAAAAAUGGCCAAACGUACAAAGAAGGUUGGAAUCGUAGGAAAAUAUGGUACCCGUUAUGGUGCCUCACUACGUAAAAUGGUGAAGAAAAUCGAAAUCACCCAACAUUCGAAAUACACAUGCUCAUUCUGUGGCAAGGAUUCCAUGAAACGUGCCUGUGUUGGUAUUUGGUCAUGCAGCAGAUGCAGACGCACCGUUGCUGGUGGUGCCUGGGUUUACUCAACAACCGCUGCUGCUUCAGUCCGUUCCGCUGUUCGACGUCUCCGUGAAACCAAGGAACAAUAAAUACGUUUCGAUACAGUGUAUUUCUAUAAAUUAAAAAAAAAGUUUACUGGAAACAAGUGAAUGAAAUCAAACAAAAAAAUUGAUUGAAAAGUGAUAUAUUGUUAAAUCCUUGUGGUUAAAAUACAUAUAUAAAUAACUUUUCAAGCAAA
This is a messenger RNA of Contarinia nasturtii (swede midge), 561 nucleotides long. It is a transcript of the gene RpL37A, whose product is annotated as 60S ribosomal protein L37a. Gene Ontology annotation, cellular component: ribosome. Gene Ontology annotation, biological process: translation. The record is from RefSeq and is a predicted model, not a curated record. The transcript has 3 exons. Gene Ontology annotation, molecular function: structural constituent of ribosome. Bases 134 to 412 code for a protein of 92 amino acids. NCBI's taxonomy places the organism in Eukaryota, Metazoa, Arthropoda, Insecta, Diptera, Cecidomyiidae.